Molecule: messenger RNA, 2041 nt
Organism: Morus notabilis
Lineage: Eukaryota; Viridiplantae; Streptophyta; Magnoliopsida; Rosales; Moraceae
Product: aromatic-L-amino-acid decarboxylase
Exons: 2
Coding region: 273-1880 (535 amino acids)
Biological process (GO): amino acid metabolic process
Molecular function (GO): pyridoxal phosphate binding; carboxy-lyase activity
Source: RefSeq, a predicted model, not a curated record
UAUAACACUACCGUCCUAACCGCCAAAAUUAAACCAUGCACAAUGAAUAGAAUACGUCAAUAGCAUAGCUACCCUUUCCCGGCAUCUAAAUUUUGUCCCACAUGCACACAUUGACACACCUCCUCUUAUAAAUUAUGUGAUCACAUUCACAUUUGUCACUCGCCCCACCAUUAAUAUUAUCUAUACAUAUAUUUGCUCUCAAACAUUUCAAAACCAUUAUUUAUUUAUUUUUUCCCUCAAACAGAUUGACCAACACCACCAUUAUUCUCGCAAUGGGUAGCCUUGGUUUUAGCUAUGACGACUCAGCUCCAUUUCCCCAAACUGAUCAUGUUGAUCAACAACAAUUCAAGCCCUUAGACCCUGAAGAGUUCCGCAAACAAGCUCACCAAAUGGUUGACUUUAUAGCCGAUUACUACGCUAAAAUCGAGUCCUACCCGGUCCUAGCCCAAGUCCAACCGGGUUACCUCAGAACCCGGAUACCCCAAAACGCACCGUAUCGCCCCGAGCCACUCGAAACCAUCUUCAACGACAUUAACCGCCACAUCAUUCCCGGCAUGACCCAUUGGCUCAGCCCUAAAUUCUUCGCAUUCUUUCCCGCCACCGUCAGCACCGCCGCUUUCCUCGGUGAAAUGCUCUGCACUGGCUUCAACUCCGUCGGCUUCAACUGGCUAUCGUCUCCUGCCGUGACCGAGCUCGAGAUGAUCGUCAUGGACUGGCUAGCCAACAUGCUCAAGCUCCCAAAAUGCUUCACGUUCGCCGGAUCCGGCGGCGGCGUGAUCCAGAACACCACGAGUGAGGCCGUUCUUGUCACUCUCAUCGCUGCGAGGGACAAAGCCCUAGAGAGAAUCAGCACCGACGACACGCGAAAUCUCGUCGUUUACUGCUCCGACCAGACCCAUUCGACGUUCACGAAGGCGUCGAAGAUGGCGGGAAUACACCCGAGAAACAUUCGGUCGAUCCAGACGAGCAUCGACGCUGGAUUCUGUCUCUGCCCCGUGGCGCUCCGCGAGGCCGUGCGGGAAGACGUGGCGGAGGGGCUGGUCCCGCUCUACCUCUGCGCUACGGUGGGGACAACCUCAACCACCGCCGUGGACCCACUCGAGCCGCUCGCCGACGUGGCAAGGGAUUACGGGAUGUGGUUCCAUGUGGACGCCGCGUACGGCGGGAGCGCCUGCAUCUGCCCUGAAUUCCGGCACUAUUUCAACGGCGUGGAGCGAGUUGACUCGCUGAGUCUGAGCCCACACAAGUGGCUACUCAGCUACCUCGACUGCUGUUGCCUCUGGGUCAAGAAACCAGAACUGCUGGUGAACUCGCUGAGCACGAACCCCGAGUACUUGAAGAACAAACUCAGUGAGUCAGACUCGGUGGUGGACUACAAGGACUGGCAAGUAGGGACGGGCCGGAGAUUCAAGUCACUCCGGCUAUGGCUGGUUCUCCGGAGCUACGGGGUCGAGAACCUCCAAAGCCACAUCCGGUCCGACGUCAGGAUGGCGAAGAAAUUCGAGUGGCUGGUGAGGUCGGACCCGAGGUUCGAGGUGGUGGUGCCGAGAUUGUUCGCACUGGUGUGUUUUCGGCUGAACCCGGACUCACCGGGUCGUAGCACGGAGUCGCUGAAUCGGAAGCUUCUGGAGUGGGUCAACUCGACCGGGAAGGCUUACCUGACUCACACCAUAGUCGGUGGGGUAUAUAUGUUGAGGUUCGCAGUGGGGGCCACACUGACAGAAGAGCGCCACGUCAUCGCCGCGUGGGAGCUGAUCGGAGAAGGAGCCGAUGAGGUGCUCAGAAGUCCUUGCAGGACUACGCAGUAUAUCCACACCACCGCUUCUAAUAUUGAGGUCAAGAUCAGCUUCAAUUCCCAACACAGCACAACAAAUAUGUGAUUACCUUAAAAGUCAUAAAUCAUUUUUUUUUUAUAGACAAUAUAGUAUUUCUUAUGCCUUUCAAAACGUAAAAAUCAAAAUAUCUGUUUAUGUAUUAAUUGUCUCAUUGUCUCGAUGACCAUUCAAUACUAGGAUAUUUCUCGAUUAUUAUUGUUUUAAAG